CCACUAAUUCAUCUGUUGCAGCCCCACCUUGUAUCUUUUUUCUCUAUCCAAACACCACCUAGUCCACGCCAUCUCUUCUUCCAAGUUCUAACGGAAUAUAUAUGCAACCUAUUUCAUUCACUCUAUAAAUCCCACCUAAAUUUAAAGACUCCUUAAACAAAGUACUACUCAAUAUAUUCCUCUCAUCGGUUACACCAAAAGAAAAGUAGUAAAAUGUUACUUAUAUAUAUAGAUUCCUUCUUACUCUCUCUCUCUCUCUAGCUAUUUCACUCUCUCUCAAAUAAACCUAGCUAGCUAAGAUCCAACUUUGAAGAUCCUCCUUUUUAAUCAUUUCUCUAUCCAAAUUCACUGUUAAAAACACAAACAGCCCAUAUCUCUCGUGUCCAAAGAUAUACCUUAAUAGAGUAUACUCACUAAGCUAGCUCACACACGAAGGUUAAUCUUUUUUCAUGUGGGUCUUUGCAGGUUAAAUGGAUACUUUGUUUAGACUAGUCAGUCUUCAAUCUGAUAACUCCUUCAACUCCACCAGCAGAACUUCAAGCAGCUCUAGAUCUUCUAGGCAAAACCACCACCACCACCACCCAGAGGAGGAGGAAGAAGAAUGCUUCAACUUUUUCAUGGAUGAUGAAGAUUUCUCUUCUUCUUCUAAGCACUACUAUCCCUACCACCAGCAACACCAAUCUUCAAACACCCCCACCCCGACAACAACCACUACCACUACCAAUACGAGCUCUCAUACCCAUCAUGCUCCCGAAUUCUCCUUCUCCCCUGCACGUGACCUCAACCUCGAAUUCGCCUCCUCCCCCACUUGGGCCUCCGAUAUCCUCCUCGAGACCGCACGUGCCAUGGCCGAGAAGAACAGCGCGCGUGUCCAGCAGCUCAUGUGGAUGCUCAAUGAGCUCGGUUCACCCUACGGCGACACCGAUCAGAAGCUCGCCGCCUACUUCCUCCAGGCCUUGUUCAGCCGCAUGAUGGACUCCGGAGAGAGGUGUUACCGGACUCUGUCGUCAGCAUCCGAGAAAACGUGCUCUUUCGAGUCAACUCGGAAAAUGGUAUUGAAAUUCCAAGAAGUGAGUCCUUGGACUACAUUUGGUCAUGUUGCUUGCAAUGGCGCAAUUAUGGAGGCUUUUGAAGGAGAGAGUAAGUUGCACAUAAUUGAUAUAAGCAACACAUAUUGCACACAGUGGCCUACUUUAUUGGAAGCUCUAGCUACCCGAACCGACGAGACACCACACCUCCGUCUCACCACCGUGAUGACGGGUGGCGCCACCGCAGGGGUGGCGGCAGUGCAAAAGGUGAUGAGAGAGAUUGGAAAUAGAAUGGAGAAGUUUGCUAGACUAAUGGGUGUGCCAUUUAAAUUCAACGUGGUACAUCAUGUAGGAGAUCUUUCGGACUUGAACUUAGCUGAAUUGGACGUCAAAGACGACGAAGCACUCGCCGUGAAUUGCAUCGGAGCGUUACAUUCAGUGUCUGCAGUGGGUAACAACCGGGAUGUCGCGAUAUCGCUGUUUCGGAGAUUGCAGCCGCGGAUUGUGACUGUGGUGGAGGAAGAGGCUGAUCUUGACGUGGGUGUUGAUGGUUUUGAGUUUGUUAAGGGGUUCCAAGAAUGUUUGAGAUGGUUUAGGGUUUACUUUGAUUCAUUGGAGGAGAGCUUCCCGAAGACGAACAACGAGCGUUUGAUGCUUGAAAGGGCAGCCGGGCGUGCGGUGGUGGACUUGGUGGCUUGUCCGCCUCAAGAAUCUAUUGAGCGGCGUGAGACCGCGGCACGGUGGUCAAGGCGGCUGCAUGGUGGUGGUUUUAGCUCAAUUGCUUUUAGUGAUGAGGUGUGUGAUGAUGUACGCGCGCUUCUGAGGAGGUACAAGGAGGGUUGGGCAAUGACACAGUGCCCAGACGCCACCGGAGUAUUCCUAACGUGGAAGGAUCAGCCGGUGGUGUGGACUAGCGCGUGGAGGCCAUGAUAAUGAUGGUGGGUGGCACGUGUGGAGUACUUUUGGCACGUGAAUGGGGGAGGGGUAUUUAUGGGUUUUAGUUGAAGGAAAAGAGAGAUCAAAAAGUAAGAAGCAAGCCAAGUAUUUGCUUUUAAUUGAAUAGGGAGUUAAGUAAUGUAUUUUCAUUACUCUUUUGUUACAAUUUGUGAUUAUUCUUGUCACUAUUAUGAAAAAGGAAUUAAUUUUGGUUUUCAA
Messenger RNA from Cornus florida, 2183 nucleotides. RefSeq names its product protein SHORT-ROOT. The transcript has a single exon. Gene Ontology annotation, cellular component: nucleus. The record is from RefSeq and is a predicted model, not a curated record. NCBI's taxonomy places the organism in Eukaryota, Viridiplantae, Streptophyta, Magnoliopsida, Cornales, Cornaceae. Gene Ontology annotation, molecular function: DNA-binding transcription factor activity; sequence-specific DNA binding. Gene Ontology annotation, biological process: asymmetric cell division; radial pattern formation; leaf development. Bases 471 to 1958 code for a protein of 495 amino acids.